GCACUCGCAGGCCCGGCCCCGAUCGCCAAAACCACCACCCCAGAGAAGUUAAGUACCAGAGCGUGGCCGGCCGACGCGCUAGCUCUAGCCUCUCGGUCUGCCCUCCACCCUUCUCGUCCUCCUCGUCGCUCCCUUGGCCUCUUUUCCCCUCGCCCUGUUCGUCUCGCCUGGCUCACUCGUUUGCCAGAGACAACACCACUCUCGCUAGCCACAGGGACCACGAGGCUGCCUGCCUGCCACCAUGGGCCUCACCAGCUACCGCCUGGCCUCGGCUGCCCUCGCCGCCCUCGCCGGGUCUGCCGUCGCCGAGCUCAGCGUCACCAUUGGCUCGUCCAACAAUGUCCUGACCGGCCCUGUCGAUGGCCGCGUCGUCCUCAUCUUUGCGCCCAAGGACACGGACCCUCUCGACGACAUUGACGUCACCUCGUCCCCAAACAAAAUGUACGGCAAGAACGUCGCCGCCUUUGGCCCCUCCGACACCGUCACCCUCGCAGGCGGCGACGUCAACGGCACCGCCACGGGCGUCUACGGCUGGCCUCUGGUCUCCUUGGACGAGGUCGAGCCCGGCACCUACAACGUCCAGGCCUUCCUCAGCCCCUACGACACCGCCACCCGCGCCGACGGCUCCCAGGUCCGCCUCAAGUUCCCCUGCGGCGACGGCGCUCCCAACGUCAACGGAGUCGGCUCUCUCAAGACCACCACUGUCGAGGUCGACGUCACCGGCAGCGACCAGACCAUCACCCUCGCCUUUGACGACAUUGAGCCUCCCUCAACCUCUUCCGGCUCCGAGAUUGGCAGCUGCUACCAGGGCAACUACGAGGACACGGAGCUGCUCAAGUUCGUCAAGAUCCGCAGCGAGAAGCUCAGCGCCUUCUGGGGCCGCGACAUGUACGUCGGCGCUAACGUGCUCCUCCCCAAGGGCUACGAUGCCGACGACAAGUCUGUCCGCUAUCCCGUCAUCUACGCCCAGGACCACUGGGAUGCCGACAGCGGCGCCUUUGGGUAUCCGAACUCGGCAGCCUUCACCAGCGCCUGGGACAACGGCAUCAUCCCCGGUACCAAUGGCAACCCGGACCGCCCGACGCCCAAGCUCAUCAUGAUCAAGUUCCGCCACGAGAGCCCCUUUUACGACGACUCGUACGCCGUCAACACGGCCAAUAUUGGGCCCUACGGCGACGCCAUCAACGAGGAGCUGAUCCCCCACCUCGACUCGCUCUUCAACACCAUUGCCGAGCCCUACGCGCGUAUCCAGGAGGGCGGCUCCACGGGCGGCUGGGUGUCGGCGGCCAGCCUCAUCUUCCGCCCGGAUCUGUUUGGCGCCUGCUUCUCGUACUACCCGGACUCGCUCGACUUCCACCGCCACCAGGACAUCCAGCUCUACACCAACGCCAACGCCUAUGUCAACGCCGACGGCUCCGCGAUCCCCUCGAUCCAGACCCACGACUCGGCGGGCAACCAGCAGAUUCUGGCCACCGUCGCGCAGGAGAACCACUGGGAGCUCGUGUUCGGCACGGCCUCGCGCUCCUUCCUGCAGUGGGACGUGUGGAACUCGGUCUUUGGCGUCCAGGGCCUCAACGGGUACCCGCUCGAGCCCUGGGACAAGGUCACGGGCGAGAUCUACCCGGAGUCGGUUGAGUACUGGAAGUCGUUUGACCUGGCCAACUACAUCACGACCAACUGGGCCGGCGCCAAGAACCUCGGCGAGGCCCUCAAGGACCGCAUCCACAUCUCGGUCGGCACCUGGGACAACUACUUCCUCAACGAGGGCGUCGUCGAGUUCCAGUCGCGCGUCGACGCCCUCGGCGGCGAAGGGUGGGCCAACGUCACGAUCCUGGCCAACCGCACGCACGGCGGGCUCUACGAGCGCCGCGAGACCUGGAACUACAUUGAGCUGCUGGACAAGUGGAUCUCGGACCACGCCCCCGACGGGCCGACCCCGCUGGCGCCUGCGGCCACGAGCCCCUCGACCCGCGGCAACGUCUUUGCCGACGUCAUUGCCAACGGCGGCCGCGGCGCCGCGCUCGCCAGGCAGGCCGACCCGGUCGUCACCGUCAAGCAAGCCAAGGUCAAGUGCGGCGCCUCCGUCUCGGGCACCUUGGGCCGCUGGGACCCGGGCGUCAAGCUGACCGCGCAGUGGCUGGUCGACGGGGAGCCCAGCGGCGCCGCGUUUGCCGUCGCGCAGGGCCAGACGGUGCGGUUCGCCCCGACGACGGCGCCGACGUCCGACUUUGAGGUGCAGCUCGCCGUCACGGGCGUCAAGCGCAACUACGUGGACGAGACGCGGGUCAGCGAGGCUGCGGUCGUCCAGGCGGCGCGGAGGCGGUAGAGCGCAUGCGAUUUCUGAUGAUCUGAAAUGCCAUGGCGGACAUGGCUGACAUGGCUUUGCAAGGGUGGUCAUGUCGUUGGAGGGCACCCGCCUGGAAAGAAGACAAACACACGCCUGUGAAGCGAAGAAAGUAUCUAUGCAUGAUAGCAUGUAUUUAUCUUAAUGUGUAUUGGUAUUUUAAUAUCAACCAAAACGUAUAUCUUCGCGGUA
Messenger RNA from Microdochium trichocladiopsis, 2536 nucleotides. Its product is annotated as Alpha/Beta hydrolase protein. The record is from RefSeq and is a predicted model, not a curated record. The coding region runs from base 242 to 2326 and encodes 694 amino acids. Lineage: Eukaryota; Fungi; Ascomycota; Sordariomycetes; Xylariales; Microdochiaceae. The transcript has a single exon.